This is a messenger RNA of Ceratotherium simum simum (southern white rhinoceros), 1339 nucleotides long. It is a transcript of the gene CD37, whose product is annotated as CD37 molecule. The record is from RefSeq and is a predicted model, not a curated record. Gene Ontology annotation, cellular component: plasma membrane. Lineage: Eukaryota; Metazoa; Chordata; Mammalia; Perissodactyla; Rhinocerotidae.
UCCUUUCUCCCUCUCUCAGCCUCUCCUCUCUCUCUCUCUCUCUCACGGCCUCUGUCUUUCUGCCUGUCUCCCCCACUGCCAACACCUCUUCUGUCCCGUCCCUCCCACUGGUGGCUCACCCCUCUACGUGAAGAUGUCAGCCCAGGACAGAUGCCUCAGCCUCAUCAAGUACCUCCUCUUCGUCUUCAACCUCUUCUUCUUCGUCCUAGGCAGCCUUAUUUUCUGCUUCGGCAUCUGGAUACUCAUCGACAAGACCAGUUUCGUGUCUUUUGUGGGCUUGUCCUUCAUGCCCCUGCAGAUCUGGUCCAAGGCUCUGGCCAUCUCAGGAAUCCUCACCAUGGGCCUGGCCCUCCUGGGCUGUGUGGGGGCCCUGAAGGAGCUUCGCUGCCUCCUGGGUCUGUAUUUUGGGAUACUGCUGCUCCUGUUUGCCACGCAGAUCACCCUGGGGAUCCUCAUCUCCACUCAGCGGAGCCGGCUGGCGCGGAGGGUGAAGGAGAUCGUGCUGGAGACUAUCCAGAAGUACCGCGCCAAACCGGAGCGGGCCGCGGCCGAGGAGAGCUGGGACUACGUGCAGUUCCAGCUGCGCUGCUGCGGCUGGAAGUCUCCUCAGGACUGGUUCCGUGUCCCCAGCCUGAGCAGCAACGAGUCGGAGGUGCCCCACGUGCCCUGCUCCUGCUAUAACUCAUCGGCCACCAACGACUCCACAAUCUUCGAAAAGAUCUCCCUCCCCCAGUUCAGCCGGCUCGGACCACUGGCGCGGCCGCGACACAGUACAGACCUUUGCGUGGUCCCUGAAAACAGCUACAUCUACCGCGAGGGAUGCGAGCAGAGCCUCCAGAAGUGGUUGCAGAACAACCUCAUCUCCAUAGUGGGCAUUUGUCUGGGCGUCGGUCUCCUCGAGGUGAGUGUGGCGGGGCUGAGCCUGCUACUACUGCGCAGGGCGCUCUACCGGGAAGCCCGGCCGCAGGUCCUGGGUGCCCACGGUUCGAGCCCUGGGCCCGGCCUGAGCGCUGACGGCGACGGAGGGCGCUGUGGUGUGCUGAGCAGCAGCGGGCGUAGCGGCAAUCUGUGGGGUGGCUGGGGCAUGGCGGAUGCCUGCCCCAACUGGGGGGACAAGGCCCCGCAGGGCAAGCUGCCCAUGGCCCUGGGGCCCUGGCCUCUUUGGGAUCAAGACGAGGAACAGCCUGAGACCAGGAGCGCAGGCACGGAGGUGGAGGCCAAGGUGGAAUUACAGGCUGAGGCGGAAGGGGAGACAGAUGAGCCUCCAGAAUAAAGGACCCUGGGCUUGCUCCAGAUCUCACUCCUUCCCAGACUCUAGACCUACGCUAGACGCAACUGG